Molecule: messenger RNA, 489 nt
Organism: Helianthus annuus (common sunflower)
Lineage: Eukaryota; Viridiplantae; Streptophyta; Magnoliopsida; Asterales; Asteraceae
Exons: 2
Coding region: 1-489 (162 amino acids)
Molecular function (GO): zinc ion binding
Source: RefSeq, a predicted model, not a curated record
AUGGUGGAUGCUGAUCAUUACCAAGUGAAUAGUACAAGAUCUCAAUGUGUGGUAGACGUAAAAGAGAAAAUAUGUACUUGCAGAAAAUGGGAUUUGACGGGAAUGGCAUGCAAUCAUGCAAUUACAACUAUAUGGGACAUGGCUAGAAAUGAUAUAAGGGCGGGUAUUCCAGAAGAGUGGGUAUCAGAGGUGUAUUGGCUGGAUACAUGGAAGAAGGUUUUCGAGAAUGUCAUAAAAUCAAUUCCCGGGCCAGACAAUUGGAGACCAUCUAGAUGUCCAACUACAUUGACUCCUCCAAAACACCAUAAGCAGGUUGGUAUGCCCAAAAAGAAAAGAAAAAAGGAAUUCGGUGAAGAUGAAGUUGUCGCUGAUUUUGAUAACGGUGAAAAAAUGACCCGGAAGGGCACUACCUCCAUGUGCAUCAAGUGUGGUAACAAGGGCCACAACAUGAGAAGCUACAAGGGACAGGGUGGAGUCCAUGGUCGGUAG